CAUAAAAAAGUCUAACCUAUAAUACGAAACUGUGUAUCUGCAUAAUGAUCAAUGAUCAGCUCUAAAAUCAAUUUAGUCACUUAAAAUCAAAGAUGAGGUAUAAAAAGGACGCAUCAAAAAAUGAUAGGUGGACUAAAACAUGCCAAGCACUAAAAGAACUUCUCGAAACUCUACAUUGCUCGAAAUGCAAAAGCCACUUGCAUGACACUCGACAGUUUUUACAAUGUGGACAUUUUUCAUGCUUCUCAUGUAUAAAAAAACACAAUAAAUGUAUUGAGUGUCAUUUCUCUAUGAGUGAUGAUACUGUUAAAGAUAGUAGUAUAAAAAAAAUAGUGCAAGUUUGUUGUACAAUUGCAGAAACAAUAGGUUUCAAUUCAACUUCUAGCAAAAAUAAUGUUCAUAACUUUAAUCAGUUCAAUGAGAAAUUUGAAAAUAUUUCAAAGAAACGUAAAGGAGCCAAGAAAUUUACUGAAAUUGUUGCAAAGAAACCUAGGCUUAUAGAAGUUAUACCUCCUAUACGUAUUCCUAAAAAUAUUGACAAGAAGAAUCAUCAUGGAGAAACAAAAUUACAUGAAGAGUGUAAAAAAGGUCACAUUAAUAAUGUCAGAGCUUUUUUGGAUGCUGGAGCAAAUCCUAAUACUUUCUGUGCUGCAGGCUGGACUCCUUUGCAAGAAUGUGCUGACUAUGGAUAUAUUGAGAUAGCUGAUCUACUAUUACGAAAAGGAGCUGAUAUCAAUAAAAAAGGCUACCUAGGGCGAACUCCAUUACAUGAAGCCACACAAGCUAAUCAAUUUGACAUGGUAAAAUUUCUUUUAGAUCACAAUGCACGAAAUGAUAUUGAAGAUGAUAGUCACAAUAUACCAAUAGAGUAUUGCAAAUCAGAACAAAUUAGAAAGAUGCUGACAUGUAAUAUGGAAAAUGGUUCUCCCCACAUACUUAGAAGAACUAGAAAAAACAGUAAACUUUACAAUAAAAUAUGUAAUAAUGGUUUUGGAAUAUCUCACAAUACUGUAGAAAGCAAUCACAAUGUAAGUGCCUUAAAUGAUAUAAAAGUUAAAGAGUGUGAUAAUAGCCAUAAUGAAAGUGAAGAUGACGUGGUAUCUGACGAAGAAAAACAUAGUCAGAAUAUAACUAUUCCUCAUCAAGAUUAUGCUCAUGGAAUUUCUUCAAAUCUUGACAACAACCCCUUUGACAGUGAAGAAAUUGAUGUCUUGAACUGAAUAAUUAACUUUAUUAGCUAGAUUCACUUUCAACUGAAAGUAUUACAUUAUUUUAUACUUAUUUGUAGUUUUAUAUAUAAUAUAUAUUUUAUGAAUAUUACUUUUAUUACAUGAAUUCAUUACAUUUGUAACAUAAAAAUUAUAAUUAUAAUUUGUUAUUGGAUUAUCAGUAACAAAAACUAUAAUCAUAACUGAAAAGUUGAAUUAGUGGAAAUAAA
Molecule: messenger RNA, 1438 nt
Organism: Phymastichus coffea
Lineage: Eukaryota; Metazoa; Arthropoda; Insecta; Hymenoptera; Eulophidae
Product: 26S proteasome non-ATPase regulatory subunit 10-like
Exons: 6
Coding region: 93-1220 (375 amino acids)
Molecular function (GO): protein binding
Source: RefSeq, a predicted model, not a curated record